AGCCGCAGGUUACCGUUUCGACAUGGCCAAGUCCAAGAACCACACCACACACAACCAGUCUCGAAAAUGGCACCGAAAUGGUAUCAAGAAACCCCGGUCAAAAAGAUACCAAUCUCUUAAGGGGGUGGACCCCAAGUUCCUGAGGAACAUGCGCUUUGCCAAGAAGCAGAACAAGAAAGGCCUGAAGAAGAUGAGUGCGUGUGCAGAGGCCAUCAAGGCCCUUGUGAAGCCCAAGGCGGUGAAGCCCAAGAUGUCAAAGGGCCCCAGCCGCAAGCUCAGCCGACUCGCUUUCAUCGCUCAACCCAAGUUCGGGAAGCAGAUUAGAGGCUACAUGGCCAAGGGUCGUAGGCUCUGCCAACCAAAGCCCAAGGCUCAAACCAAGGCCUCAGCUCCAGCUCAGGCUCCCAACGGUGCCCAGGCCCCUGUGAAGGCCCCAUAGAAAAGGUUUCUGUCUGCCAGACAGAUGGACUGGUGUGACACACCUACAUACUAUUUGCAGAUGAUCAGGACCCCAUGCUGUUUUUACAAAUAAACUUGAGGC
Peromyscus leucopus (white-footed mouse) is the source of this 541-nucleotide messenger RNA. RefSeq names its product 60S ribosomal protein L29-like. Gene Ontology annotation, biological process: cytoplasmic translation. The transcript has a single exon. The record is from RefSeq and is a predicted model, not a curated record. Gene Ontology annotation, molecular function: structural constituent of ribosome. NCBI's taxonomy places the organism in Eukaryota, Metazoa, Chordata, Mammalia, Rodentia, Cricetidae. Bases 23 to 439 code for a protein of 138 amino acids. Gene Ontology annotation, cellular component: ribosome; cytosolic large ribosomal subunit.